AUUCGCUCAGCCAAUCCAAGCGCGCCCAGGCGUCGCGGCCCCGCCUCCUCCACUGCCCUCAGGUUUAGCUGGAAGAAAGCAGAAGCCUCUACCUCGGCGGGAGGGGAUGGAGGCGGCGGCGGCGCCGGGGAGGGAAGCCCCGGCGAGGACGGCGAGUCAGCCCAGCGGCUGCGGAAAACACAACUCGCCGGAGAGGAAGGUUUAUAUGGACUAUAAUGCAACCACUCCCCUGGAGCCAGAAGUCAUCCAGGCCGUGACCGAGGCCAUGUGGGAAGCCUGGGGAAAUCCCAGCAGUCCUUAUCCGGCAGGAAGAAAGGCCAAAGAUACUAUAAAAGCAGCUCGGGAGAGCCUUGCGAAGAUGAUUGGUGGGAAACCUCAAGACAUCAUCUUCACUUCCGGGGGCACUGAGUCAAAUAAUUUAGUAAUCCAAUCUGUGGUGAAACAUUUCCACGUAAACCAGACCUCAAAGGGAGACACGGGUGUGCACCACAGCCCAGUAGAGGGGGCCAAGCCUCAUUUGAUCACUUCCUCUGUGGAACACGACUCCAUCCGACUACCCCUGGAGCACCUGGCAGAACAACAAGCGGCAGAGGUCACCUUUGUCCCGGUGUCCAAGGCGAGCGGGCGGGCAGAGGUGGACGACAUCCUUGCAGCCGUCCGCCCAACCACACGCCUCGUGAGCAUCAUGCUGGCCAACAAUGAGACUGGUGUCAUCAUGCCUGUCCCUGAAAUCAGCCAGCGCAUUAAAGCCCUGAACCAGGAACGGGCAGCAGCCGGGCUGCCUCCCAUCCUUGUGCACACGGAUGCCGCACAGGCCUUGGGGAAGCGGCGCGUGGAUGUGGAGGACCUGGGUGUGGACUUCCUUACAAUCGUGGGGCACAAGUUUUAUGGUCCCAGGAUUGGCGCACUGUAUGCACGAGGACUUGGUGGCUGUACCCUUCUCUAUCCCAUGCUGUUUGGAGGUGGACAAGAACAGAAUUUCAGACCAGGGACAGAGAACACCCCAAUGAUUGCUGGCCUUGGGAAGGCUGCAGAGCUGGUGACCCAGAACUGGGAGGCUUAUGAGGCCCACAUGAGGGACAUCCGGGAUUACCUGGAGGAGAGGCUGGAGGCUGAAUUUGGUCAGAAGAGAAUCCAUCUGAAUAGUCAGUUUCCAGGGACCGAGCGGCUUCCCAACACCUGCAACUUCUCCAUCCGGGGACCCCGGCUUCAAGGACGCAUGGUGCUCGCACAGUGCCAAGUGCUGAUGGCCAGUGUGGGGGCCGCGUGCCACUCGGACCACGGGGACCAGCCAUCCCCAGUGCUGCUGAACUCUGGCGUCCCCUUCGAUGUGGCCAGGAACGCGCUCCGGCUCAGCGUGGGCCGAAGCACCACCAGGGCCGAGGUGGACCUCGUCGUGCAGGACCUGAAGCAGGCGGUGGCGCAGCUGGAGGACCAGGCCUAGCGCCGGUGCCCUCCCUGCCUGCUCCUAGGAAGCCCAUCACAGGGCACAGGGUUGUCCCUUCAGUUCCCUCCUACGGGCUGUGCCAGGAUGACUGUCUCAUGCCCCCUUCUGCAUUUGGUCCUGGAGCGCCUGCAGGGGAGUGUGCACUUCCCCCCCCCAACCCUACCCAGCUUCCUUCCCUGGACCCCUGCGGAGCUCACAGGGCCCAGGACACCAGCAUGGGACCACCCACAGCAUAGGACCGCCCACAGCAUAGGACCACCCACAGCAUAGGACCGCCCACUGCAGAACUCACACAGGCCCAUCCUCCAAUGGUGAUGUGGAAACACCAGCUUUAUCCACCCUCCUGGGAAUGGGGCAAGCCUAUCGUGAGUGCACUUUCCUGGAACGUCGUGUUUUUAUCUAGAAGGUAGAAUCCAAGUAUUUAUAACUCAUCGUCAGGCAAAUGCUAUCAUGAAAAUAGGAAACUGAUUGUUUUGCUUUGAUCGUGGCUUCCCACGUGCGCCUUUCCAGAGCAAUCACUUCUCAGGCGCUUUCCAGAGGCUGCCUCCACCAGCCCUGCUCCUCUGGCCUCGGCCACAGUGGACCCAGCUGUAGGGUCAUGCCCUACAGGGUCACGGGGUGUCCCCUGUCACUGUGCUGAGGCGCAGGAUCCAAGAAAUAAAGAGACAGGACACAGAAGGACAAAGAAAGUGCAGCUGGGCUUGCUGGGGGGUGCGCACGCCACCUAUAAGCGGAGACAGACGAGGCCCCGAACACCCGGAAGCAUCUAUUUAUUGGGUAUAGUUUGGGGGCAGGGUAGUGAGUGAAGUGACCUGAAGGAUAGUGAUAGGGUCAAGACAGUCAAGUGAGCGGUAAGCAAGGGGCCCACCCCCAUCAGGUCACCGAGGAGGCGGGCGGCACGCAGUAAGGAGGGGGCAGUGUGCAUCAUCUCAUCUAUGGGCAGGCUGCUUCUAAGGAUGUCUGUAGGAGGAUGCUUUGAGCCAGCACGGCAACAACAGAGCUGACAAUGUUCACAGCCACCAAGGCACAGUUAUACCGGAGGGGUUUUAAGCCCUUGGACACUGGCAGGAUUGCCUGCCAGGGGCCAGCUUUCCACAAGAACUGGACGCAAGGUACUGGAACUCCUUUUCAGGAGGAGUGACUCUUGCUCCAAGCCUGCCAUACAGCGGGUGUCUUUACCAUACUGAACACUGCCGCCUAGGCCAGCCUGCCAUGUAGUGCGUGCCCUUUCAGGCAGAGGCACUACCUUUUGGGCCAUAAAUUAUUGUCCUGAUAUAAUUGUUUUUCCUUUAAAUCAUGCUCAGCACCGUGUCUGCUCUAGACAUUCCUCCGACUAUAAAAUAUAUAUAUAAAAAGAAAUGACUGAGUAGUAAGAUACUCUUCAGGCGCUAAUUGUCCUGACUGUAAACCAAUAGAAGGAUUAUACAAAGGAACUAACUGGGUAGUAACACUAUAAACUAAGACAUUCUUCAGGCACUCAUUGUGCCAGGGAUCUACUGAGCUCUCCUUCCUCGGUGCCCAGAUGGGGGGACCGCCGACACCCCGCCUCGGCCAGGCCUGUUCCGCUCGGCACCCACCACCCUCCUGCGUCCCCAGCCUGACUCUGUUGCACCCACCAGCACUCAAGGUUGCAUGCUUUCCCGGCCUCAGUCCCCAGGCCCUCUCUUGUCCCUUGUGGUCACGGACUCAGGGUUCACCUCCAGCCUCGCUGAGCUGGUGCUUGUACAGCCCCAGGUCAUUCCUGAGGUGUAGAAUCGGGUCAUCCCUGACUCAGCUUUUACCUCGAUUUUAUUUGCAAAGGAUUCUUUUCUCAAAUGCUCUGUGGCAUUUGGACACACAUCCCAAGUUGGUAUUUGCAUAGGAGUCACUUUCAGUGAAAUAACAUUUUUAAUGUGUGGUUUUAUGGUUCAAGAAACUACAUGAUGAUUUUGAGGAAACACUUGCCAGAAACUAAAUGAACAAAUAAAGGAUUUCAGUGCUC
Molecule: messenger RNA, 3428 nt
Organism: Sapajus apella (tufted capuchin)
Lineage: Eukaryota; Metazoa; Chordata; Mammalia; Primates; Cebidae
Gene: SCLY
Product: selenocysteine lyase
Exons: 12
Coding region: 107-1444 (445 amino acids)
Source: RefSeq, a predicted model, not a curated record